This is a messenger RNA of Phyllostomus hastatus (greater spear-nosed bat), 923 nucleotides long. RefSeq names its product SLX1 homolog A, structure-specific endonuclease subunit (gene SLX1A). The record is from RefSeq and is a predicted model, not a curated record. Gene Ontology annotation, molecular function: crossover junction DNA endonuclease activity; 5'-flap endonuclease activity. NCBI's taxonomy places the organism in Eukaryota, Metazoa, Chordata, Mammalia, Chiroptera, Phyllostomidae. The coding region runs from base 2 to 826 and encodes 274 amino acids. The transcript has 6 exons. Gene Ontology annotation, biological process: double-strand break repair via homologous recombination. Gene Ontology annotation, cellular component: Slx1-Slx4 complex.
GAUGGGCCCCGCGGGAGGCGCGACGAGGCCCGGGCGCUUCUUCGGCGUCUACCUGCUCUAUUGCCUGAACCCUAGGCACCGAGGCCGGGUCUACGUGGGGUUCACUGUCAACCCUGCUCGUCGGGUCCAGCAGCACAACGGGGGCCGCAGAAAAGGCGGGGCUUGGCGGACCAGCGGGCGUGGGCCUUGGGAGAUGGUGCUUAUCCUGCACGGCUUCCCUUCCUCUGUGGCUGCCCUUCGGUUUGAGUGGGCCUGGCAGCACCCGCAUGCCUCACGCCGCCUGGCACACGUGGCUCCACGCCUGCGCAGUGAGGGAGCCUUCGCUUUCCACCUGCGCGUGCUGGCCCACAUGCUCCGCGUGCCGCCUUGGGCCCGCCUCCCGCUCACCCUGCGCUGGCUGCGGGCUGACUUCCGCCAGGAGCUCUGCCCACCACCGCCGCCACACGUGCCACUAGCCUUCGGGCCUCUGUCACCCCGAGUUUUGGCCUCCAAUCGCCGGACCAAUCUCUUUGCUGACACAGAGCCCCAGCCAGCCCAGGACGCCGAGGCCCCCUGCACCCUUUGUGCGCGUGCACUCCAGGAUGAAGAAGGCCCCCUGUGUUGCCCCCACCCUGGCUGUUCCCUAAGAGCCCACAUGAUCUGCCUGGCACAGGAGUUCCUGCAAGAGGAGCCAGGGCAGCUUCUGCCCCUAGAGGGCCAGUGCCCUGGCUGUAAGAAUUCACUGCUGUGGGGAGACCUGGUCUGGCUGUGCCAGAUGGGCACCGAGGAGGAAGAGGAGGACUUGGAAUUAGAAGAGGAGCACUGGACAGACAUGCUGGAGAUCUGAUCAUCAGCAUCCCUGCCCCUCCGUCUGUUCCUUUUCUGUAACACUUCCUUUUGGUCUGGGCAGUUUUUACUUGAGUACAAUAAAAAGUCUGAGUUAA